GCGGCCGGGAGGACCAAUCUCAUCCGGGCAACAAGCUUAGGCCCCGCCCCCAUCCAUCCCUCCUGCUGGCUGUUGAGGACUCGGCCGAGCAUUUCCUCGUCUUCCCGGCGGAGGGACGCGGCGACGGGGACCAAACGACGCGGAUUGUGUCCACUUAUGACGGACACGUGAGGUCCAUGUUGGGUCGAGGCGUAAAGCGGAAGUGGAGCUGCACGGAGGAGCUGGCGGCGGCCGAGGAGAAGGAGCGCCACGGCACGGCGUUGGCGGCAGGCGUCCCGCGGGAAAGCAGCCGCCUGCAGCAGCGCCAGCGGGUGCUGGGCCUGUGUUUAGAGAAGCUGCAGCGCUACCAAGCCGGGAUGGAGCUCAGCCUGCGGCGCUCGGUGCUGCUGGUCAACACGCUGCGGCAGAUCCACGACGACAUGCGCAGCGACGCGGCCGAGGGCGCCGUCCGUCCCGACUUGCCGUUUCUGCGGGACGCCCUGAGUGUGGAAAUGUCCCUCACGUGCGCCGGGUGCGCGGACGGCGGCCAGGAGAGCCCGUCCUCGGCGCUGUCCCCCGAACUCUCUUCCCAGGAGAUGAGCAUGGGGGCGGAGCUAAAGCCUCCCAUCAGCGCGUUCAGCGACGCGGUGAACGGCCUGGGCUACCUCGGCGACCUCGCCCUGGACGAUAUCUUCGAGGACAUCGACACGUCCAUGUACGAGACCUCGGAUCUGUGGACGGCGGGCUCGCUCUGGCCCGUCGGCGUGUCCCUGUGGGCGGACCAGGACGCCAGGAUGCGCCCCGACGGCCACGCCUUGCCCGGGAGCCUCCAAUCGCGUCUGAUGGACCUGAACGAGCUGGACCACAUCAUGGAGAUCCUGGUCCAGUCCUGAUCCAGGAGAAAGAUUGUUGCAGAGCCACAAUCAAAAGGAAGAACAAAGUCAGGUGACAGUUUUCUGGGUUCACAGAGAAACCCGGGCCGUCAGGCUUGACUUGAAGGCAGCGCCGGUGCCAGCAACCAAUCAGGAGGACUUUGUCGGCACCACCUGUCUGAAUUAGUCACCAUUCUCCUAAUUCCAUCAUCUAGUACAACCAUAUCCUCAAGAACUUGCACCAACUCCUUCUUCGUGUUGAGCGUCAUUAAGAAUUUGGAUCCUUAACAGAUGUGACAUCAUCGAUACGGGUGUCCCCAUCCCAUAUUUUAAGAUCCGAUAUCAGCCAGGAACUAAUAUUUACAGUGCAUCCGGAAAGUACUCAGAGCGCUUCACUUUUUACCAUUAUGCAUUAUUCUGAAAUUGGAUAAAUUAAUUUUUGUCCUCAAAAUUCUACACACAAUUCCCCAUAUUGACAAUGUUAAAACAUUUAUUUUCCCUGUAUACCUAGCCUGUUUAUUUUUGAUACAUUUGCAAACAUUUCUAAAAAAAAAAAAUAAUUUUUCACAUUGUCAUUUUGGGCUACUAUGUGUAGAAUUUUGAAGACAACAUUUUUUUUUUUUUUCCAUUUUAGAAUGAGCUUUCAAAUUUGAAUUGGCAAAUUUAUGUGCUUGGAUGCAAAAAGAAAAAAAACUGUACAGUGCAUCCGAAAGGUAUUCACAGUAUCCACACCUUUUCCACAUUUUGUUAUGUUCCAGCCUUAUUCUAAAAUGGAAGAAAUCAAUUUUGUCCUCAAAAUUGUACACACAAUACCCUAUAAUGACAAUGGGAAAAUGUUUUGUUCUUCUUGUAUACUUAACCUGUUUAUUUUUAAGAAAUCAGCAAAAAUU
This is a messenger RNA of Nerophis ophidion (straightnose pipefish), 1741 nucleotides long. RefSeq lists its product as uncharacterized. Gene Ontology annotation, cellular component: nucleus. The transcript is spliced from 2 exons. The record is from RefSeq and is a predicted model, not a curated record. NCBI's taxonomy places the organism in Eukaryota, Metazoa, Chordata, Actinopteri, Syngnathiformes, Syngnathidae. Gene Ontology annotation, molecular function: transcription regulator activity. Bases 177 to 872 code for a protein of 231 amino acids.